CCUCCCCUCCCUCCCUCCCUCGCCUUCCCGGCUCUUGCUCUCCCUCGAGGAGGAGGAGGAGGAGGAGGCUCUCCCAAGGGAUUCCCUGAGAGGGAGAGGGAAGAGAGAGCCCCCUUCGCCUCCCUGGGAAUAAAGGCGGGCCUCGCUUCAGCCUCCAAGCCCGCCCUGGGGACACUCCCUGGAAGGGAGACCCAGCGGCUGUGGAGACCAUCCCAGGCUGGGAAAAGAGGGGCCACCACGCCGCUGUUGCUGCUGCUGAGGGAGAGCUGGAUACCCGCCCUGCAAAGUCCGAAUAGACCGAAGGGGGGCAAGGGAAGAAGAGCCAUCCCUGGCCUCUAGGGACAGACUGGAGCCUGGAAGAAGAGCAGCAGCCACAGCCAAGAGAGCUGAAAGGGGAAAGAAGACCCUCCUCAGUCAGCACACAGGGCCUUCAGGAAGAAGAGCAGUCACAGCCAAGGGAGCUGGGGAGGAAAAGGGGGAAAGAAAACCCACAUAUAGGGCUUUAAAGAGUAAAAACAGUGACAGCAAAGAGGAGGAAAGAAGACCCAUAGUUAGCCUCUAAGGACAGACUGGGUCGGUGGAGCCAAAAGUGGACCUUUAAAGAAGAGCAACAGUCCAAGAGAGCUGAGGAGGAAAAGAGGGGGGGAAAGUAAAGAAGACCCUCAGUCAGCAUAUAGGGACUUGAAGAAGAACAACAGGCACAGCAAAAAGACCUGAGGAGAAAAAAGGGGGAAAGGAAAGAAGACCCUCAGUUAAUGGAUAAGGACAGACUGGGUCAGUGAAAGUGGAGCCAAAAGAGGAGGGAAAGGGAAAGAAGUCACAAAGUCAGUGUAUAGGGAUUUAAACAGUAACAGCAAAGAGACCUGAGGAGGAAAAAAGGGGGGAAAGGAAAGAAGGUCCUCAGUUAAUGAUAAGGGCAUGUUAGAUUAGUGGAGCCGCAAAAUGGAGAUUUAAAGAAGAAGAACAAUAACAGCAGAAACCAGAGUAGAAAGGGAGAGAAACCCCACAGUCAGUAUAUAGAGAUUUAAAGAAGAAGAACAGUAACAGCAAAGAGAGCUAAGGAGGAAAAGGGAAGAAGACUCUCAGUCAGCGUAUAGGGCUUUAAAGAAUAAAAUCAGUAACAGAAAAUAGACCUGAGGAGAAAAGGGGAAAGGGAAAGAAAACCCACAGUCAGUAUAUAGGGCUUUAAAGAAUAAAAGCAGUAACAGCAAACAGUGCUGAGGAGAAAAAAGGGAAAAGGAAAGAAGGUCCUCGGUUAAUGCAAAAGGGCAGACCAGUUGGUGGAGCCAAAAGUGGAGAUUUGAAGAAUAAAAACAGUAACAACAGAUAGACUUGAGGAGAAAAAGGAAGGAAUCUAUAAGUUAAUCUAUAAGGACAGACCAGAUUGUUGGAGCAAAAAAUUGGAGCUUUAAAGAAGUCCAAAAGUAAAUAGACCUGAGCGGGAGGAAAAGGAAAGAAGUUCCUCAGUUAAUCUGUAAGGACAGAGCUGUCAGUGGAGCUGAAAGUGGAGCUUUAAAGAAUAAAAACAGUAACAGCGAAUAGACCGAGAACAAACAGGGAAAAAGGAAAGAAGACCCUCUGUCAGCAUAUAGGGGUUUAAAGAAGAACAACAGUAGAAGCAAAAUGGAGACUCAAAGAGAAAACUCCUUUUCCAGGAGGUACCUGGAUUUCCAUCACAGUUAUAUAUGAAUAUUUUUUGUCGGCAGACGUGUUCAGAAAGAACAGCACACCAACUCUGUCUGCUUGAUGUGAAUCCUGACUGUGGGAUCCUUCUUCCCCACCCAAGGUUUCCUUUUGCAGCAUCUCUUUCCAAGAUGCCUCCUCUUCUUUCAGACACGAAAUGGAGUCUUCUUCAUAUACUUCAUUCCAGUUAAUGCAAAGGACACUUUUGCCACCUCACUGGGAAACCUAAGAAGUCCUUUAUUUGUGCUGCAUGUGACCCUGUCACAGCCCAAAAGUUUUCCUCACCUGCAAGAGCUUUCCCAAGACACUUCUUCAAAAUGAAGAAAUUUCCUUUUCACAAAGUUUUAGAUGGCUUAACGUCAUCCACAAGUGGCAACAGCAGCAGUGGGCCUGGAAGUGGCUCUGGCCUUGCCGGAGGGACCCCAGGGACCCCAAGAGAGGAGGUCCAAGAGAGACUCACUUCAGACUAUUUUCAGCUGUGCAAGACAGUUCGCCACGGGUUUCCAUAUCUACCCACUGCCUUAGCUUUUGACCCAGUUCAGAAGAUUCUGGCUAUUGGGACAAGAACAGGUGCCAUUCGCAUAUUGGGUAGACCGGGUGUUGACUGUUACUGCGAACAUGAAAGUGGUGCUGCAGUUCUGCAGCUUCAGUUUUUAAUUAAUGAGGGUGCUUUGGUCAGUGCAGGUUCAGAUGACAUGCUCCAUUUAUGGAAUCUAAGACAGAAACGCCCAGCAAUUCUUCAUUCUCUGAAAUUUAACCGAGAACGGAUUACCUUCUGUCACUUACCUUUCCAAAGCAAAUGGCUCUACGUUGGUACAGAGAGAGGGAACACUCACAUUGUAAAUAUAGAAUCCUUCAUACUUUCUGGAUAUGUUAUCAUGUGGAACAAGGCAAUAGAACUGUCCACCAAGACGCACCCUGGACCUGUUGUGCACCUAAGUGACAGCCCAAGAGAUGAAGGGAAACUGUUAAUGGGCUAUGAAAAUGGGACUGUAGUACUCUGGGACUUGAGAUCUAAAAGAGCAGAUUUAAGAGUAUACUAUGAUGAGGCUAUUCAUUCUAUUGGAUGGCACAAUGAAGGGAAGCAGUUUAUGUGCAGCCAUUCUGAUGGAAGUUUGACUUUUUGGAAUCUAAAAAGUCCCAGUAGGCCUUUCCAGAUAAUCAUUCCACAUGGUAAGAUUCAACGAGAUGGGAAAAAAACAGAAUCUUGUAAGCCAAUUCUUAAAGUGGAGUACAAGACCUGUAAAAACAGUGAACCUUUUAUAAUUUUUUCUGGUGGACUUUCUUAUGACAAACCUUGGCGGAGACCAAGUCUGACGAUCAUGCAUGGAAAAGCAAUUACAGUGCUUGAAAUGGAUCACCCCAUUGUUGACUUUUUAACACUCUGUGAAACUCCAUACCCAAAUGAGAUUCAAGAACCCUAUGCAGUAGUUAUACUGUUGGAAAAAGAUCUCAUUGUCGUUGACCUGACUCAAAGCCAUUUUCCAAUUUUUGAAAAUCCUUAUCCCAUGGACAUUCAUGAAUCGCCAGUUACCUGCACACAAUAUUUUGCUGACUGUCCUCCAGAAUUGAUUCCUGUGCUAUAUUCUGUAGGCGCUAAACAUAAGAAGCAAGGAUACAGCAGUAAGGAGUGGCCAGUCAGUGGUGGAGCAUGGAACCUGGGUGCACAGACAUAUCCUGAAAUAAUUAUUACAGGUCAUGCAGAUGGAUCAGUAAAAUUUUGGGAUGCUUCUGCCAUUACAUUGCAGAUGUUGUACAAGUUGAAAACCUCAAAGGUGUUUGAAAAACAGAAGUUGGAAGGAAAACCAACAGGAGAAAUUGUAGAAGAGGAUCCUUUUGCCAUCCAGCUGAUGUACUGGUGUCCUGAAAGUAGAAUAUUUUGUGUAGCAGGAGUCUCCGCAUAUGUUAUUGUUUAUAGAUUCAGCAAACAUGAAGUUAAUACUGAAAUAUCAUCUUUAGAGGUGCAACUUCAAAGUGACAUAGAAGAUAACAUUAGUCCUGAGGCAGAAGUGAUUCUUCCAUUUUCAAAUGCCUCCUCUCACCUUUCAUCUUUAAAAGACCUCUCAGGCAGUACAAAUACUGUAGCAUCUGAAGGAAUGGUGAAGGAUAGUAUCCCAUGUCUCAGUGUUAAGACACGUCCUGUGAGGAUGCCUCCUGGUUACCAAGCAGACCUUGUUAUUCAGUUGGUGUGGACUGAUGGAGAUCCUCCCCAGCAAAUAACCAGCCUAGCUGCAAACUCAGCAUAUGGAUUAGUUGCAUUUGGAAACUGCAAUGGUUUGGUUGUUGUGGAUUUUAUACAGAAGACUACACUGCUAAGCAUGGGAAGCUUUGAACUUUAUGGAUCAAGUGAUUUGCAUCAACACCAGCCUCGUUCUCCCCGUAGAAGCAAACAAUUUACUGCAGACAACUUUUGCAUGCGUGGCCUGUCUAACUUUUAUCCUGAUUUAACGAAACGGAUCCGUACUUCCUACCAGAGCCUAACUGAGCUAUCAGAUGGUCCAGUUUCAUUGGAGUUGGAGCGGUGCAAGUCCCCCACAACUUCAGAUCCUGUAAAUGGGCACUGUACAAGUCCUACUUCUCACAGCUGCAGCUCUGGAAAACGGCUAUCCAGUGCAGAUAUUACAAAAAUCAAUCGCUGGGGUCCUGGAAAGCCUCCAUUUAGGAAAGCACAAUCUGCAGCAUGCAUGGAAGUUUCUUUGCCUGUCACAACAGAAGAUAACAGAGAAAAUUCCCUAAGUCAUUCUCGAAGCUCUAGUGUUUCCAGUAUUGAUAAGGAGACAAAGGAAACAAUUACAGCUUUAUAUUUCACAGAAUCAUUUGCACGGAAAAAUGACACAACAGUAUCUCCUUGCCUUUGGGUUGGUACAGGCCUGGGGUUGGUCUUAACUGUGUCCCUUAAUCUGCCCAGUGCAGAUGAAUUAAGACACACUGAGCCAGUAACAGCUUCUCCAAGUGGUACAUUUCUAUCAUUGAAGGGAGCAGUGUUAACUUUUGCUUGUUUGGAUUGCUCGGGGACAUUAAUACGCCCUCCGUAUGAAGCAUGGAGUGAUCCAAACAGCACCGAGGAGAGUGAAAAAACAAAGAAAAGGAAACUUGUCCUGCAUUCUUCAUGUUCCCAGGACACGGGAGACCACCAGUUUGCCAUUAUCUGCUCAGAAAAGCAAGCCAAAGUAUUUUCACUGCCUUCCCAAAUAUGCCUCUAUGUUCACAACAUCACAGACACACCCUUCUUAUUGCGAGCAGACGUGGUGACUCUGUGUAAUAGUGCAUGCCUGGCGUGCUUCUGUGCCAGUGGGCGCAUCAUGAUCCUGAGUGUACCAAGCCUACGCCCAUUGCUCGACGUUAAUUAUUUGCCUGUAGCGGACAUGAGGAUUGCCCGGACCUUUUGUUUUACCAACGAAGGACAAGCUUUGUAUCUUGGCUCUCCCACAGAAAUUCAGCGACUGAACUACAGCCAGGAAAUGUUUGACAGUCUGCAGGACAUGCUCGGGGAGCUGUUCACGCCUGUAGAACCCCCUGAGGCUCAAUACCGAGGGUUUCUGAAGGGGCUGUUUGGCGGGAGUGGUGGAACACUCGACAGAGAAGAGCUCUUUGGUGAGGCUACAGCAGGAAAAGCAUCUCGCAGCCUUGCUCAGCAUAUCCCUGGAUCUGGUGGUGUUGAAGGCGUGAAAGGAGCUGCAGGGGGGGCUAUUGGAGAUUUGGCUCGCGCACGUCUUGCUCUUGAUGAAAGGGGACAGAAGCUGGGAGAACUCGAUGAGAGGACAGCACGAAUGAUGGCCAGUGCAGAAGCUUUCUCCAAACAUGCACACGAGGUAAUGCUGAAAUACAAGGACAAGAAAUGGUAUCAGUUUUGACUUUUAAGUAUGAAGUUGCACCUUAGAGUCUCAAGAACAGAAGGUAAAGGAGGCCUUAUUCUCAAAAAUCAGGUCCAGGACAGAAGCAGUCGAUACCUUUGGAAAACUUUCCCUCUUUCAGCACACCAGUUGAUCAAGGAAGAAGGUUUUCAGAUUUUUGCAUCUGGUGGACCAUUACAAUUAAUUUAUGUUGAAUAUUUUCCAAUGAACAAUUGUCGUCAACAGGUAAUUUCACUGGCUUUAGGUAUGAACUCUGGGGAAGAUUUCUCCUGGCUUAAAAUAUACUGUACAAACUAGACUGUCAAUGCAUUUAAAAUGAGCAAAACUGUGCAUGACUAACUGACUUCUUAUAUGACAAAGACAAAAGCAAAGCAUGCUGUGAUUGAGGGAAAGGGAUUUCAAGGUCCACAAAGGAAAAAACAAAAACAGGAAAUAUUUGUGUUUUUAAAAUAAGUUGGUACAUCUCAAGCAUGUUGCCUUCGACGGAUGAGCUGCAUUUCUCACAUCUGACAUUCCUUUCUGUAGACAAUCUUAGGUUUAAAACACUCAUGCAUUUCAUUAGUAGAAAAAUAAAAUAACAUUAAAAUCUA
This is a messenger RNA of Sceloporus undulatus (fence lizard), 6127 nucleotides long. RefSeq names its product syntaxin binding protein 5L (gene STXBP5L). Lineage: Eukaryota; Metazoa; Chordata; Lepidosauria; Squamata; Phrynosomatidae. Gene Ontology annotation, biological process: regulation of protein secretion; regulation of exocytosis. Gene Ontology annotation, cellular component: SNARE complex; plasma membrane; cytoplasm. The record is from RefSeq and is a predicted model, not a curated record. The transcript is spliced from 27 exons. Bases 2001 to 5537 code for a protein of 1178 amino acids. Gene Ontology annotation, molecular function: GTPase activator activity; syntaxin binding; myosin II binding.